Messenger RNA from Phyllotreta striolata, 1053 nucleotides. The record is from the annotation of a GenBank genome assembly. Lineage: Eukaryota; Metazoa; Arthropoda; Insecta; Coleoptera; Chrysomelidae.
CAAAAUCCGGAGAAUCCUCCAUCGACAGGGCUCGGACCUCCAUCUCUCCUUAUCGCGGACGGUCCGAGCCCGCUUUUGCGGUGCUUUCUCCGCGCUCCGGGGCCCACAUCACACUUAUUCGGUCCACUCCGGGUGCGGUGCAAGACGCGCGGAGAGCUCCGUGUUCGCGAUUUUCGGUGCCGAAUCGAAGAAGAUUCGCAUCAGCUAACGGCCGGUUCGUUUGUUCGUCGGUGGUUUUUUCGCUGUUGAGGAAAAGGAAAUUUCGAGAUUUAACUCUAAACGAAGAUGCCCGGAGAUUCGUAUUACUGGAGCCCGGAGCACCCGGACCCCGACGAAUUCCUGGAGAAAGACCCCUACAUCGACCCCUGGGACCUGGAGAACUACGCCUACAUCAGGGAGCACCUGGAGUCCAUGGAGAUCAACUCGAAUCCCAGCGUUCCCAGCGGCAGUUCGGGGGAAUUCGCGGAGCCCACGAGUUCCUUCGACUAUGUUCCAGCUAGAAGACGACCAGUCAGCGUUCAACCUAGAGAGGAGCGAUUCGAUACAUUGAUGAGCGAUCACGAAAGCUACGCAGCGAUCGAUGAUUUGAAUAACUACUGCAGGAGGAAUAGAAGGACUACUGCAAGCGAAAUCUACUGGCCCACCAGGAAAAGAAUGACGUAUGAUUACGAAAUAGAUGGUGAAGAAGUGAGUCCUUACGCCGAAGGGGUAAUUCAGGAAAAUUCUGUUUUUGGUAUAUACGACGAGAACGGCAUCUUUCGAAGGGUAGCCGUUCCGAUCGGCUACAAAACCAGAGAUCGAAGCCUCAGCUAUUCAUAUGGCGAUUUUGAUCAUUAUCAGCACUUCAACCAGCGAGGGGGCGAUUCCAGUAGCACGUUGGAGGAGCUCAGGGAGAGGAUCGACAGGCAAGAUACGACAUUGCCGAUUUACGAUGAUACGAAUCGUUACAACAGAAACAAACCGCAGAAUUUCGGCUUUAGCAAAUACGGGCAUUUAAAAAUCGAUUAUUCCUGCAGCUGGAACAACUUGAACAAAUUCAUGAAGUACAACUGA